Nematolebias whitei (Rio pearlfish) is the source of this 1289-nucleotide messenger RNA. It is a transcript of the gene actmap, whose product is annotated as chromosome 6 C19orf54 homolog. The transcript has 6 exons. The record is from RefSeq and is a predicted model, not a curated record. The coding region runs from base 286 to 1194 and encodes 302 amino acids. Lineage: Eukaryota; Metazoa; Chordata; Actinopteri; Cyprinodontiformes; Rivulidae.
AAUUGCCAAAUAUGGGCAUAACACCGGUGUUAGCCCUUCAGCUAAGGUAGUAUUUGUGACUUGCUAGUUACUACUAUAUGCAGGACAUUAUGCUUCUCGGUUUCUAUUUCGUUGACAUUCUGAGUGGAGGGACAGAUUAAGUUAAUUUAUUUUUUUAGUUUUUUGUAACGUUUUAGAGGCAGCAGAACAGCGAACCAAGUCACAUUAACAGUAGAAGAGAGUGUGUAAGUAAGAUGUAUCAAAUGUUAUAACAACUUUGUGUCAGGGUGAAGGAGCUCAGGGAAGAUGCCAGUGGAGUGUCCCCUGUCACAUCCCCCUCCACCUUCUCCUUGUCCUCCACCUCCUCCUGCUCCUUGUCCUCCACCUGUCUCUGCACCACAGAAGAAACUGUAUCAGACUAUAUCCAGCAACAGGAGAGCUGUGGAGGGGGAUCACACUGAGGCCUGCCUACUGCUCAGACAGAGGGAGAACAGUUUCAGGAAGGACCUGCAGUGGAUACUGGCGAACACAUAUGUGCCUUCUCGAAUCCAAGAUGGUCCCCAGUGUGGUUUGGUGGCGUUGUGGAUGGCCGCUCACCUCCAGAAGCCUCCUCCGACUGUUGACAUGGAGUGUGUGUUUCAGACAGCGGUCAGGCAGGGAUACACAGCUCAGGGAGAAAUGUUUUCAGCACAAAACAUGGCCUUGUUGGCAGAAGAGGUUUGUGGCUGUAAGGCUGAACUGCUGUCAGGAGGGCUGAGUGGUAGAAAUGGUGCUACCAUCAUCGAACACCUGUGGGGGGGUCAACCUGUUCUCAUCCCAUAUGAUGAGGACAGCAACCACGAGCCGUGUCUGCGUCGAGGUCGUAAAGCACAUUGGGCAGUAGCUUCAGGAGUACUCCUCGGGUUGGACCAGGGGAGUGUGAGCACAGAGCACGCUCCGUCCGAUCCCACGCUGCCGUGGCUCCACCUCACCACAGCCAGCCGCCUCCCUUGUCCCGCGGGCAGCAGAGAGGUUUACAUCCUGGCCAAGCAAGGUAAAAGUCUGCGCUACCAGCUGUGGAGUCUGGACAGCAUCGCUCAGAGCAACCAGCAGCUGGAGACGAUGGACCCUCAGAGAGCCAAUGACGGGACCCAGUACGUGGUCCCUGAAGGAGGACUGGGAGCCGGGCUGGCUGGACAGGCGGUUUUACUCCACAUGAAAACUCAGAACCAGUGACUAAUCGGAUCAGCCCUAUUUCAUCUGACAACACCGCGGGCAACAUGGUGCAUGUAUCAAAGUAAAUAAAUCUAAAAUGUUUACACUACAGUAAA